Molecule: messenger RNA, 1868 nt
Organism: Aaosphaeria arxii CBS 175.79
Lineage: Eukaryota; Fungi; Ascomycota; Dothideomycetes; Pleosporales
Product: monooxygenase
Exons: 3
Coding region: 472-1806 (444 amino acids)
Biological process (GO): secondary metabolite biosynthetic process
Molecular function (GO): FAD binding; monooxygenase activity
Source: RefSeq, a predicted model, not a curated record
ACUGAACAUUUUGACAAGUUUCCAUCUGGCCAGGAUCUCUGUUCCCUCGUAGCCCUGUCCCUAAGGUAGAUCUACAUAGACAGCACACACGCAGGUACACACUUGCAUCUGCAUCGAAUUAUACAACAACCACCAUUUUGUGCGAUCCCACAGGUGGCCAGAAAAGACAUUGCGGGAACAGUCCGUCCCUAUCCCUGCCGGAUCUUUCAAUUCCGACUUUGUCGAAUCAAGGCGUGGUGGUCCUCCGAUCCCGCAGGACCACGCAACCACAACCACGGCGUUAUAUCUAGUUUCCGGCUACACGGUUAGCUUCCACGGGAGGGCAAGUCAACGUCGGACUUCACAGGUCUAAAAGACAUAUCAUUGUCAUUGGACCCAGACCACAUCGCAACUUAUCAGAGACAAUCUGAUUGACUUGUUUCCUCAAUCUGAUCUUGUCUAUUCAUUUGGUUCCUUGAAUUUCCCUCCACAAUGGCAGACACAAGGAUAGCAAUCAUUGGUGCCGGAAUGGGCGGCCUCGCCAGCGCGCUCGCGCUCGCCAAAGCCGGCCACAAGAACAUCACGAUCUACGAGACGGCACCGGGACUCGGCUUCGUGGGCGCUGGGAUCCAGCUCGCGCCCAACAUGGCGCGGAUCCUGGACCGGCUCGACUGCUGGAAGGCGAUCGCGGCCGAGGCGGUGCAGUGCAGCGAGACGAGCAUCCGCGAGGGGUCGUCCGACAAGGAGCUCGGGCACGUGAGGCUCGACUACGUGGAGAAGACGUACGGGUACCCGCACAUGGUGGGCCACCGCGCGAGCCUCGCGGGCUCCAUGUACGAGAAGUGUCAGCAGGAGCCUGGGAUCACGUUUAGCCUGGGCAGCGUGGUGUCUGACAUCCAGUUCACGCCGAAGCCGAGUUUCUUGAUUUCCCCCGUUGCGCCGACAGUGUUCGAGCCGCGAAGGGUGGAUGCAGAUGUCGUCCUUGGCUGUGAUGGAGUGAAGAGCCAGACGAGAGUCGCGAUGCUGAAAGAGCUCAACGAGACGGCUGAGGCCAAGGACUCCGGCCAGGCGGCCUACCGCAUCAUGCUCACGCGCGACCAGAUGGAGCACGAUCCCGAGCUCCUCCGCCUCAUCGACUCGGACGUCGUGACCCGCUGGAUAGGAGAGAAGCGCCACAUCAUCGCGUACCCUAUCCACAACAAGACAAUCUACAACAUCUCGACCGCGCAGCCGGACGUCAACUUUGCCGCCGCGCCCAGUGCGACGUACACGACCAAGGGCUCCAAAUCCGCCAUGCUCGACGUCUACAAGGACUUCUGCCCCAUGAUCCAAAGGAUGCUGGAUCUGGUUCCCGAAGGCGAGGUUGUCGAGUGGAAACUCCGCGUCCACGAGCCCCUGAGUACGUGGGUGCAUGGAACGACUGCCUUGGUAGGCGACGCCUGCCAUCCGACGUUACCGCAUUUGGCACAGGGAGCAGCGCAGGCAAUUGAGGAUGCGGCAGUCCUGGGCGUCACGCUGGCACCAAAACGCAUUGCCGACGGCUCGCCGGAGACUAUCAACAGGGCGCUCAAGAUCUACGAGAAGGUGCGCAAGGAUCGAGCGGAGGCUCUGGUCGAGCUGGCAGCUGAGAAUGGUCGGAGCAUGCAUCUUGGUGCUGGGAAGGCGAAGGAGGAGCGAGAUAAGAUCUUUGCUGCACUUAAGACAGGGAAAGGUCCGGUGCCGGAUAAGUGGGCGGAUGCGGAUGUGCAGAAGAUGAUAUACGGAUUGGAUGUCGUGGAAGAGGCGGAAAAAGCGUGUAAAGAGGAAGGCUUUCUGGCCAAGUUGUAAGUUUUCACACCAGCAUGAAUGGAAUUUCCAUGCGGACUCUGGUAUGAAUAAUGAGUUGCAUC